GACAAGCGGCUGGAGAAGAUGGUCAAUGGUUGCCAGACAAAAGCCAUCCUGGACUACCUGCGGGCUGGGGGCCGCGGGAAGGGAAAGGCUGAGAGCACCAGAGAGGAGGCCAGGAAGAAGAAGAGGGAGAAGCAGCAGAAGAAGGACAGUGGGGAUGGGGAGCAGGAUGAGGUGGAAGAGGCGAGCAAGCUGCUGGUGAAGGUUCUGCACGUCUCCGAAAACCCGGCACCCUUGGUGGUCAAAGUGAGCCCGGGUAUCAAAGAUGUUCGACCCUUCAUCGUGUGCUGCGUGCUGAAAGGAGUGAACUUAAAGCCAGGAAAUGCUCUGAAGAGGUUCCUGUCCGCACAGACUAAACUGCAUGAAGACAUCUGUGAAAAGCGGACAGUGGCCACCAUUGCCACCCAUGACCUGCAGCUGAUCAAAGCUCCUCUGAUGUAUGAUGUUCAGCCUCCUGACACACUGAAGAUAACACCCCUGGGUCGAAAGGAGAUCAAGGCAAAGGAUCUUCUCCGCCAGCUGCAGUUAGAAGCUGAGGAGCAGAGGAAGCAGAAGAAGCGUCAGAAUGUCUCUGGACUGCACAGGUAUCUCCAGUUACUGGAUGGCAAAGACAACUACCCAUGUCUGGUGGAUGCUGAGGGCGUCGUGAUUUCUUUCCCACCCAUAACCAACAGCGAGAAGACAAAGAUCAGGAAAGACACCCGUGAUCUAUUCCUGGAGGUGACAAGUGAUACCAGUUUACAGAUAUGCAAAGAUGUCAUGGACACACUAAUUCUGAAAAUUGCAGAACUGAACAGAUCUGCCUUGGAAAACAAGGAAGACUCAGGCUCGGAUAAUGAAUCUGAUGCUCUUUGUGGACCAGCAGCUUUGAACCCCAGCCAAAACACUCAGCCGAUGGUUGUGGAGCAGGUUCGAGUGGUGGACACAGAUGGAAACUUGAAAGUACUUUAUCCUUCAAAAACUGACCUAAGCACAGUUUCUUCUCUCCUGACUGUAAUACGUUAG
This is a messenger RNA of Nestor notabilis (Kea), 1002 nucleotides long. It is a transcript of the gene LRRC47, whose product is annotated as leucine rich repeat containing 47. Gene Ontology annotation, biological process: phenylalanyl-tRNA aminoacylation. The transcript has 6 exons. Gene Ontology annotation, molecular function: RNA binding; phenylalanine-tRNA ligase activity. NCBI's taxonomy places the organism in Eukaryota, Metazoa, Chordata, Aves, Psittaciformes, Psittacidae. The annotation marks the transcript as partial. The record is from RefSeq and is a predicted model, not a curated record.